Trichobilharzia szidati is the source of this 529-nucleotide messenger RNA. Lineage: Eukaryota; Metazoa; Platyhelminthes; Trematoda; Strigeidida; Schistosomatidae. The record is from the annotation of a GenBank genome assembly.
AGGAAUUCAAGCGUGAUGUUGUUUGGAUUUUGGACUCGUUUCGUAGCAUAAUGGAAGACACCUCUAAAACAGAAACAUUCAUUAUGGAUUGUGCGCAAGCCGAAAUAGGAGCAGUGAAGUUAACACACAGAGAAGCGCACAUUGUUCUUUGUUCUUUUCAUGUUUGUCGUGCAUUUUGUCGUAAAACGCGGAAUCCCAUUGUUAAGAACUACUUAUGUCGCUUAAUUCAGUGUAAAAGGAGAUCUGAAUUUAACUUCUAUUUCAGAGUUAUAAGCCGAUUGGAUGUUGGUGUCAGUCAGUAUUUACAACGUCGUUGGAUGAGUCGACGACACUUGUGGGCAGCAGCUUUCAGGGAACAUGUACUGACUUUGGGUAAUGAUACCAACAAUCGAGUAGAAAGUUCUCACAAGCAGAUGAAGCGGUACUUGCUUAGAUCAGAUAGUCUGCAUCAAAGCAUGCUGAAGGUUCACAAAUGGUUUCAACUUAGUAAUUCUAGAAUAGAGCAGGAGUCCAUGAUUGCUCAGUCGCG